AGAGUACUAUUAUUAUCUCGCAAGUGCACGAGAAAGUACGAGAUUUAAAAAUGUCAAACCAGGAAAAGGAAAUGUCUAUCUUCUUGGACGUUUUCCGAAGGGCAGAUAAAAAUGAUGACAGUGCUCUAUCCUGGGAUGAAUUCAAGUCAUUUUUUGCUGAUGGUGUCAUGACAACAUCAGAGCUAGAGAAUCUCUUUAAUGAUAUAGAUACACACAAUACCAACAACAUAGAUACAGGCGAGUUAUGCACAUACUUCACUCAACACCUUGGUCAGUUUGGUCCUAUAUUCAGUGCUAUAGAAAAAAUGAACGGCCAUGUCUCACAGGCCCUCAUGGAAACAUCUAAGGAAUAUGACAGUAGUGAUAAAACACAACAGUUUAUAACUAGGUUUCUACUAAGAGAGGUUAUGAAUCAGUUUGCAGCUCUACAACGCCCCAUAGAUACUGCAUCAGAUGCUCUGGAUCAAAAGGCUGCUGAAACUCAGGAGGCAGGUGCCGCAGCUGCUGAAGUGACUGAGGUCAAAGGAAGUAGUACAAUUCCAGGAAGGAUGGGAAGACGUUAUCGUCGCCAGCAGAGUAACACAUCUCAAUCUAGUCAAGAGCAGGUAUGGGAUGAUAUGCCAUUAUACCACCGCAUUACAGGACUUGGAGUUGCUGGUGGUGCGUUGAGUUCCCAGGUGGACAGACUGCGGUCACUUAUUGAUAGACUAGAGACAAGGGUGAGCUUUGAUAUACCUGAGGAACAGAUUGACAUACAGAAUGAAAAGUUGAUCUUCAUUGUGCAUCGAAAGUUAACAGUAUCUGAGGGGUGUGAGAAGUCAUUCAGGAACAGCCUCAAAUCUUACAUUGAAGCUGUCAAUGUGAAUGAAGACUGUCAACAUUUAAGUGUAAGGAGCUUCAAAGGUUCAUCAAGAUAUGUUAUUUAUGAGAUAUGGAGCAAUGAUAAGCUAUGGAAAGAGCACCUUAGUUCACCAGAGGCCAAGAAUUUCCAACAUGCCAAUGUAGACAAUCUGGAGACACCCGAGCAGUUGAACACUCUACCUGUACCAGAAUCAUGGUUGAAGAAAGAUUAGAAAUUGGACCAUAUCCAGGGCAAACAUAAAAGCCUAGUCGAGAAUACCUACAAUGUACAGUGUGUAUGCGUCUUCCAAAUGUAUCCAUUCAUAGAGAACAUAUAUUUAGUGUAGUAUCUUACUAAGAGAACAAGUCUUGUCUUAAAUCAUGGCGCACAAUUCUUGCAUAAAGUCUUUGGAUCAUACUUCUAUCUAGUUCACCUUAUAUGAGGUCUGUAGGGGGAUCUCAGGGGCUUAAAGCAAGACUACAAGGGACCUGAUAAAAGACUAAGAAAGACUAAAGGACCAAUAUGUAUGCAUAAAGAUUUCAAAAGAAUCAUGACCAAGUAACAUUGCAUUACAUAUCUGUAUAUCAGAGUUUAGUAUGACAUGUAUUUUUACAUGUUGAGGAUGUUUGAAGAAUAUUAUAUCUAUGCAAUAAGCAUUAUGAUGCAGUGGUCUCUAAAGCAUUAAAGCAAGUGGGCGCAGCACCCACCUGAGAUCUUGAAAAUAGGCUUGCACCCACCUGAAAAUCCAUUUGCACCCACUUCAAAAUGAGAAA
This is a messenger RNA of Owenia fusiformis, 1614 nucleotides long. The record is from the annotation of a GenBank genome assembly. NCBI's taxonomy places the organism in Eukaryota, Metazoa, Annelida, Polychaeta, Sabellida, Oweniidae.